Messenger RNA from [Torrubiella] hemipterigena, 4196 nucleotides. The record is from the annotation of a GenBank genome assembly. NCBI's taxonomy places the organism in Eukaryota, Fungi, Ascomycota, Sordariomycetes, Hypocreales, Clavicipitaceae.
CUAAAUUUAAACAUAGUUCAACAUAUUUGCAGGUAGCUUCAAUGUCUCUAUCCGUAGCAUUAGAGCUUCUAUUCUUCAAAAGGAUGGACAUGAGCAUUACUUGUUUGGGUAAUCCUCGGCCCGUUAAAUCUAAGUCUUGGUACCCCGCUCGACCGGUAAGAUCGAGCGCCCGUGAGCUAAUUGUACAAGUGUGGGCAAAGUCUUUGUUUUUGUAGCGUUCAAAGCGCUAAGCUAUUAGCAGCUUUUCUCGAUUUUCAUAUCACUAUGAGACAUUUCUAUCGCUUAAAGACCAAGUAUCUAGACAAAUCGGUCUCUGAUGGCAUACCUCAACCUCAGCAUUCGUCUUCUGUCACUUCGACUCAACAAGAGCCCCAAUCACAGGCGCAGCAACAUGGUCUUUACAAGCUAGCUGAAAACCUGAAGCUCUCUUCAGAGGGCGAGAACUUUCCAGUGGACAUUAUUGCAGUCCAUGGACUUAAUGGCGACGCAUACUCAACUUGGACGGAUAAAACGACGGGGAAAUUAUGGCUCCGCGAUUUUCUACCAGACUUCCUACCAGGAUGCCGAGUCUUCACCUAUGGCUAUCCCUCUAAGCUCUUUUGUGAGGGAUCCUUCAGUCGCGUACAGGAAUUUGGACGAGGGCUUCUAAACUCUACGAGAGACCAUAUUGAGGAUCUAAAUGGUGAAACGCGCCCCAUUAUAUUUGUUUGCCAUAGCCUUGGCGGAAUUGUUUGCAAACAAGCGCUUGUUUAUGCUCAUGAGAAUGAAAAUGUGUAUGGGACAGUUUUGAAAUCAACAAUCGGUGUGGCGUUUUUAGCCACGCCACAUGGCGGGAGUGAAUCUGCCGACUUGGCUGGAGUUUUCCUCAACAUUGUCAAUGCAUUUCAAGCGACUGUAACGGUCGGAUUACGGCCUAAAUAUGCUCGAACUGAGCUGCUUGACUAUCUAGGCCAUAACUCCGACGCUCUCCAUGACCUUUUUAGCUCUUCCCGAUAUCGACUUCAAAAGCUUAACAUAGUUUCAUUUUAUGAAAGUGAAGCUAUACCAGGUUUACCAUUUUUAAUCGUCGACCGAAAGUCUGCACAAACAGGCUUAUCAAACGAGGACCCCAUUGUUCUAUAUGAGAACCAUUCGAGCAUAUGCCGUUUUGCUAGUGAUAGUUCUACUAGCUAUUUGAGCAUCGCACGAGCAUUGCGAAGGAUCGCGCGCCAAUCAGCAGACACAAGUCCCCAACUAAAACGAUCCAGCACUCAUUCUUCUGAUAGAACCUUCAAUGAUGUGGAACGAACGUGCAUGAAGCUAUUGAAUGAGUCUGAUAAUGCCAAAAUUCCUGAAACGCCACCCAAACCGGCUCAAGGAACGUGCCACUGGAUCCGCAGCCACCCUAUGUUCAACCUUUGGCUUGAAAAAAGUGAAAGCGCGCUGCUUUGGCUGACUGGUCAUCCAGGGUGUGGUAAGACAAUUCUGUCUUUCUCUUUGGCGCAAUACUUUCUCAACACCAAACAACCACCAAACGUUCUCGUUUAUUUGUGUCAGAACAAAACCAAUCAGACGAAUGGCAAAGCGGUUCUUAUCAGUCUAAUAUUUCAACUUAUCAAUCAACACCGUUCAUUAAUCCAAUAUGUUCGGAAGGUCUUUGAUCUACAGGGUUCUAGUAUGAUUCAGUCCUUUUCUUCACUGUGGGAAAUCUUUCUCAGAAUCCUGGGAGAUAGAAAGAUCGGAUCCGUUUGCAUUAUCCUGGAUGCCUUGGAUGAGUGCGAAGCAGACUCUUGCCAUCAACUUCUUCAGUCAAUAUCUGAUCUGCUUUCUGAUACCCUAUAUUCUAUGCAAAGAGAAUUUAAGGUCAAGUUUCUGGUAACAAGCCGUCCCUACCUUCACCAAUCAUAUGUCAAUACUAGUCUAUCCGGACAAUCUCAAAUAACCAUUGAUGAUCGCCAGGCUGGAUAUACCAAUGAUAUUCGGCAGUUUAUCCUUGAACGAGUCAAUGAAAUUUCGCUGAAGCGAGGCUAUGGCGACGAAAUUAAAAAUUUCCUGGUCCAAACGAUAACUUUGAAGGCCGACCACACCUUUCUCUGGAUUCAUUUUGUUCUACUAUCAAUCGAGAAGAGCCUACUUACUUCGAAGAGUGAGCUAAAAAAGAUUCUUGCUCGCACUCCCAAGGAUCUCGAACAAAUGUAUCGAAGAUAUCUAUCAACCAUCCCUUCUCAGCAUCAUGAAAAUGCAUCACUUCUACUUCGGAUAUUAUUGGGAAGCUGCAGGCCGUUGAGUCUAGAUGAGAUGAACAUUGCAUUCACCCUUGAUACUUCCCAUCACUCCAGUCAAGAUGUUAUGGAAGAUUCUCAAAAUGCCAUCACACACACUCUUCAAGGUAUCCUUGGCCCGCUAGUUAGGAUAUCCUGGCCUAACGUUUCUUUGAUUCAUCAAUCUGCAAAAGAGUUUUUACUAGGAAUGGAUUCUAGUGAGAAUAUUAUAUUUCCAGCCAUGGGAAAGCUCAACGUACGCAGCUCUGCUUUGCAAAUGGCUUGCACGUGUAUCCGAUAUCUUCUUCUGGAUGAUUUCAAAAUUGACUUCUUUGGGCCAACAGUAUCACACGACGGGCCUGCCCCUCGCACUCCUGAUGAUAUUCUUGAAUCGCCAGCGUCUGAUUUCAUCGGUGAUUUAUGGGACACUGACCAGUACAAUCUUGAUACAUUCUUUGGUGGACCAGACACUCUAUACCCAGUUAUUUGUGUCUCCAUGGCUGCCAAAUACAAGUUCUACAACUAUGCAGCGCUAUAUUGGGCUGAGCACUUCGCUCGUUGCGAAGAAGAUGCUCCCCAUGAUCUUAGAGUCGCUGCCAGAAGCCUUCUUGAUAUAUCACAAGGAAACUGCCGUAAUUGGCUACGCUUCUAUCGCACGCAAAUGGCUGAUUCGACGGACGAUGAUAUAAUUGACAACAGCCCUUUGGGAUUAGCGUCUCAAUUUAACUUGCAAGCUACUCUGAAAGAUCUGCUAGGCUAUUGUCAGCCGUCACAAGCGGUUAUGAAUCGCAGUCUCUAUUGGGCAAGUAGACUUGGCCACAGUGGAAUUAUUGAUAUCCUUCUUGAAGCUGGUGCAGAGCCUAAUUCACAAGAGCUAGAAGGACAAACAGCACUCACCGUAGCAGCUGAUUAUGAUAAUCUAUCGUGCGUUAUUAGACUGCUAUCCGACAAGCGAACUGAUAUAAACGUCCCAGGUCGGAAGGGAAGAACUGCACUUUCAUAUGCUUGUGGUAGCGGGUGCGGUGACAUUGUGCAAGAACUAUUGGCUCAGGGCAACUGCAACGCUAACUACGUUGAUUAUUUGGGAGCCACCCCGUUCUUCUGGGCUGUGGAAGGAGAACAUCGUUCAAUUAUUUCAACACUGGUCCACAAAGCUGAUAUCAACGUUAACCACAAAGACAAGAAAGGGCGUACUGCUUUCUCUUGGGCUGCUGGUAACGGUGGGGUUGGAACUCUGAAAUAUCUUCUUAAAAUCAAAGGCUUGGAUGCUAAUAUCAAGGAUAAGAACGGAAAAGCGCCACUUUUGUGGGCAGCGGGCAGAGGUUAUACUGAUUGUAUCGAGGUGCUACUUGACAGUAAACAUGUUGAUAACGCGACUACCGAUAAUGAUGAGAGAAAUGCGCUAUCGUGGGCUAGCGAAGGUGGACACUAUGGUGUGUUGCACAAAAUUCUACAGCAAGAUAAUUCGGGAGUCGACAACGAAGAUAUCAAUGGAUGGACGCCUUUAAUGUGGGCUAUACAAAAUGAUUCACCUGAGGCUGUUGCAGCACUUGUUGAUACAGGAUUACUCCAGAUUGACAGGCCAGAUCAUGGUGGAAGAACAGCAUUGUCAUGGGCAAUUGAGUAUGGCCACUUUGGGGUUGUUGAAGCGCUUUUACAUGCAGGGGCAAAUACAGAGGCUCAAAGUAAAGACGGGGUAACCCCAAUGACAAUCGCCAAAAGGUUUAGUAGAGCUAAGAUAUUAAACAUGCUUAUAGCACAUCAAGGAAGCCGUUAGAAUAGAGAUAUAGAAAAGGAAUUGUAAUAUUCUUAGAUGUUAUUUGGUGGUAGAGUAGAUACAUAACUUGUAUACUUCCAACAAGAAUUCUGCGGUGCAUAUAUAGGGAGUCAGUAGCACAGAUCUCAUUGAAAAUACUCGGAUAAGUUUUUAUGACACUAGGCAUGAUAAAAGAUCAC